GUGGACGUCGGCCAAGGUGGAGGCCUGCCCUGUUAUUUUCCCGAUCGGAAUGUUGCAAACCUUCAAGGUGAAUGAGUUGUCCCGAGAUAGGGUGGCUGCUUACGGACCUUAUGCCGGGCUGAAGACCCUCGACCGCUUGGCUACCGCGGGGUCCACACCCUCUCUAGGGAGGUCUACCUUCUUCUCUCGGAGGGAAAGUCGCCAGGCCCUUCAACGAAUUGCCAGGCACCUGGAGAGCCAGUGGUUCAACCUGUACCACUUUUGGCAGGAAGAUGGUUUCCGGAAUGUCCACAACAUCAUGGUCCGGAAGUUCCAGAAGUUUGGACCCAUUUACAGGGAGAAACUGGGCAGCUACGAGAGCGUCAACAUCAUCGACCCCGAAGAUGCCGCCACUCUCUUUAAGAAUGGCGAGUCCUGGAGGCACGACCGCCUGACCCUGAACAAAGAAGUCCUGUCCCCUCAGGUGACCGACAACUUUGUGCCUCUCCUGAACGAGGUGGGGGAGGACUUUGUCAAGCGGGCCUACAAGCAAAUCGAGAAGAGUCCGCAGGGAAGAUGGACGGCCGACUUGACCAAUGAGCUUUUCCGUUUCGCCCUGGAGUCGGUUUGCAAUGUCCUGUACGGGACACGCCUGGGCCUCCUGCAGGACUUCAUCGACCCCGAGGCCCAGGAGUUCAUCAACGCCAUCACCACCAUGUUUCACACCACGGCGCCCAUGCUCUACAUACCACCGGGCUUUCUACGUAGGAUCAACUCGAAGACUUGGCAGGACCACAUAAAGGCAUGGGAUGUUAUCUUCACGCUUGCUGACAAGUGUAUCCAGAAGAUCUACCGAGACCUCCGUCUGAACCAGAAAAACCCCAAGGAAUAUAUGGGCCUCUUGGGCAGCCUCUUGCUGCAGGAUAAGUUACCCAUCGAAGAUAUCAAAGCCAGCGUGACCGAGAUGAUGGCCGGUGGGGUCGACACAACCUCCAUGACCCUCCUUUGGACUAUGUUUGAACUGGCUCGGGCGCCCGCCUUGCAAGAGAAGCUACGGGCAGAGAUCUUCUCAGCCAGGGCUGCUGCACAGGGGGACGCGGUCAAGGUGCUGAAAUCGGUCCCGUUGCUUAGAGCUACCAUCAAGGAGACACUAAGGCUUCACCCGGUCGCCGUGACCAUACAGAGGUUCACGACAGAAGAGAUUAUCCUUCAGAAUUAUUUCAUCCCUGCCAAGACGUUGGUGCAGGUAGGGAUUUACGCCAUGGGCCGGGACCCCCGGUUCUUCACCCGGCCCGACCAGUUCAACCCAGACAGGUGGCUGAACACGGACUCCAAACACUUCCGAGGACUGAGCUUCGGCUUUGGGCCCCGGCAGUGCAUCGGCCGCAGGAUCGCGGAGCUCGAGAUGCACCUCUUCAUGAUCCACAUGCUCGAAAACUUCAAAAUUGAAACCAAGAGAGGAGAUCAGUUCAGCCAUGCUGAAUGUGAUGCCCAAAUGCCUGUUGCCUUCAGCUUGCUUUGGGCUGUAUUAGAUACCCAGUGA
This is a messenger RNA of Gekko japonicus, 1522 nucleotides long. RefSeq names its product cholesterol side-chain cleavage enzyme, mitochondrial. Gene Ontology annotation, molecular function: monooxygenase activity; oxidoreductase activity, acting on paired donors, with incorporation or reduction of molecular oxygen; iron ion binding. The record is from RefSeq and is a predicted model, not a curated record. NCBI's taxonomy places the organism in Eukaryota, Metazoa, Chordata, Lepidosauria, Squamata, Gekkonidae. Gene Ontology annotation, cellular component: mitochondrial inner membrane. Gene Ontology annotation, biological process: cholesterol metabolic process; glucocorticoid biosynthetic process; C21-steroid hormone biosynthetic process.